Molecule: messenger RNA, 877 nt
Organism: Yamadazyma tenuis ATCC 10573
Lineage: Eukaryota; Fungi; Ascomycota; Pichiomycetes; Serinales; Debaryomycetaceae
Source: RefSeq, a predicted model, not a curated record
AACCAACCGCACCUUCAGUCAAAAGUCACCAUGAAUCCUAUGAGUGAUAUGAAGGUCCCCGUCGAGGUGGACCCAAAUGAGGACACUGAGUGGAACGAUAUCUUGCGAGCACAUGGGAUCAUCCCCGAAAAACCACCGUCGCCCACGCAAGAGCUCGAAAACGCAUUGGAAGAAGCCCUCAAGAAUCAGCAUGAAAACCGAUUGGACAACAAAGAGUUGGAUGAGCUAGCUGAGUUGGAAGAUGAGGAAGACGAGGAGUUCUUGAACUUCUACAAGCAGAGGCGUAUGAACGAGUUGAGCGAGUUGCAGUCGCGAGCCAAGUUUGGUCUGGUGAUGUCCAUCUCCAAGAACGAAUACGAGAAGGAGAUCACGUUGGCUAGCGAAGAAGGAUUUGUAUUGGUACACUUGUCAUCAGAUCUGAUGAUUCAAAGUCGCCUCUUGGCGGCCAUCUUCACUCAGUUGGCGGCCCGGUUCCCAGAAAUUAAGUUUGUCGAUAUCCCUGCCAAGCGAGCCAUCGAGAACUAUCCAGAACAGAAUAUCCCCACCAUUUUGAUUUACAGAAACAAACACGUCAUCAAGCAAUAUAUAACAUUGACGGAACUCGGGGGUAACGACACAAAGACUGGAGAUAUCGAAAAUGUGAUGUUGGAGUUGAAGAUGGUGGAGUUUUCCGACAGACGGCUCGUGGUUAACCAGGACGAGGACGAAGAUAACAAAAAAUCGAGCAGUAGAUUGAAGUUCAAGGGCAAGUCUAUCCAAGAGGACGACAGUGAUGACGAUUUUUACGACUGAAAUAGACUUAUAGCUUGUUUAAAAUCAUGUAGAUGCCCACCGCAGCCAGCUGCGAGCGGGCCCUUUUCGCAAUUUGACAAAUCGA